UAGUGCUGUGGGAUGCGUUCGUUUUCGUGCGGACACAAAGAGGAGUUCACAGAACCUGCUGCUGGACUCCAGCGCUCCAGCGGAGCACAACAAAAAGCUAGUGUCAUGCUGGCGGAAGAGGGCGCAGUGGUCAGACAGAAUGGCUCCGGAGAACCGGCCAAAGGACAAGCAGCAUGGGAGGACGCACGGGCAGCAGCCAGAAGAACAGGCAAAAUCAGCUGGGAAAAGGAAACGAGGCUGGGAAGAAACAGAGAAUGAGCCACAAGCAAAGAGGUUGUUUAUGAGAAAAACAUCCAAACCCCCAGAGAAAAUCGGUUGGAAUAGAGGUGGAUCCAUGAUCAGAAACACCAGAGUCCUUCUGCAUCAGCUGGAGAGGCAGUGCAGCAUUGUCCACUAUGUCUACCAGAACAUGCUGGGAGGCUCCAUUCGGGCACAACUCAGGCAGUGUCUGCAGUUGCCAUUUCUGCGUUCUCUCACCUCAUACCGCCUUUUUCGAACAGCAAGUCCCUUUGACAGGAGAGUGACUUGCCUGGAAUGGCAUCCAACACACCCCAGCACUGUAGCUGUCGGUUCCAAAGGUGGAGACAUCAUCCUUUGGGACUAUGAAGUACUUAAUAAAACCUGCUUCAUUAAAGGGAUGGGAGCUGGAGGGACCAUCACAGGAAUGAAGUUUAACCCUUUUAACCCUAGUCAGCUGUACACAUCGUCAGUUGCCGGCACUACCACUCUGCAGGAUUUUAAUGGCAAUACUCUCCGGGUCUUCACCAGCACCGAGGACUGGGAUUGCUGGUACUGCAGUGUUGAUGUGUCUGCAAGCUGCCGUGCUGUGGUGACAGGCGAUAAUGUAGGCAACGUGGUCCUGCUCAGCACUUCUGGUGAAGAGAUUUGGAAGCUGAAAUUACACAAGAAGAAAGUGACUCAUGUGGAGUUUAACUCUCGAUGUGAGUGGUUGUUGGCCACAGCCUCUGUGGACCAGACAGUCAAAAUCUGGGACCUGAGGAACAUCAAAGACAAAACAAAUUUUCUUCAUGUACUUCCACAUGACAAACCUGUCAAUGCAGCUUACUUUAGCCCGACAGAUGGUGCCAAGCUCCUGACCACAGACCAGCGCAGUGAAAUCAGGGUUUACUCAUCUUCAGACUGGACCAAGCCACAGCAUCUGAUCCCACAUCCACAUCGGCAGUUCCAGCACCUCACACCUAUCAAGGCAACGUGGCACCCUCGCUAUGACCUCAUUGUAGCAGGUCGCUACCCAGACCCUAAUUUCCCAGGGUAUACAGUGAAUGAGCUACGGAGUGUGGAUAUAUUUGAUGGCAACACUGGAGAGAUGGUGUGUCAGCUCCAUGACCCAAAUGCAUCUGGUAUAAUCUCGCUCAAUAAAUUUAACCCAAUGGGAGACACACUGGCCUCUGGCAUGGGCUUUAAUAUUUUGAUCUGGAGCCGGGAGGAGAUGGUGGCCAAGAAGCAAGAACAUCUUUUGAAAGCCAUGACAGAACAGGGGAUUGGAAGCCAGAGUUUGUCCAGACGUGGAGGGCAAAGGCAGGCAAACCCUGGGACAAGUAAACUCAAAACUAAGUUACUGUCUUGGGAAGUGGAGGAGGCAAAAACAAAGAGCAAAGAUUCCAAGCCACAGGGAAGGAAACGAAAAGGGAAGGAUCUAGAGAACUGAUUUAGUAGUUUGGUCCUUUCUGGAUCACAGAGGACAAGUUCAGUGCUAUCAAUGGGCAGCAUAAGCUCUGCAGGGCAUUAACCUUACACUUUGUCCUUCCUCUCUGGAUCUGAUCUUACUUCCCUGAUUCCCUUUGCUUCCCCUUCUAGUGAGUUGUAUUGGCACUCAGUUCCUCCUCCAGGCAAGGUUACCACCCAUUUUCUGAGGCAUUAGGGAAACUUCAGGCCAUGGAGAGAUGUUACCAGAUCCUGCAGAGGUUAAUGCUUCCAGCCUGUGACAGCUGCUUGUCAUCACUCUGUUGGAGGUUACCAUUUCCUGUAGUGUGCUGUGGAGCAGCUCAUGACAGGAUCCCCAGCUCGUUUUAGUCAAACCAAGCUGAUAAAGCCUUUGCUGACCAGGUUCACAUUCUGAAAAGGUUGAAUGUUCAUUGGGCAGAGGUAAGGGGUAGCUUGGGUGACCUAGGGAACAGCGACCACCUCUUCAGUAUGCAAGGUCUUGGCAGACUGUGUAACUGUCAAAAACCCCAGACUUAGCCUAUGCUGUGCUUGCAGCUACUUAACUAGACCGUGAGGCAUAGUACGAUGCCAGAGCUCUUUAUCUAUCUGCCUCAUGGGAUGCAGGGGCAAUACUGAGCUGAGACCCUAGUGAUUCUGUAGUUUUUAUUUUCAGAGUUCUUCUCUUUCUUGGCACACAUUAGGUAAUUUUUUUCAUCUAUGCCUAUGUGCUUCAGAAUGUUGUAGAGGAGUGUUUUUGAAGCAAAAAUUAGGAGUUUCUUCCAAAUAUUCUUUCUCAGAGCCAAAUCUCAAGAUUGCUGUUAAAAGUUUUGCUUUUUUCUAGAUUGUUUACAAAGCUGGGGCUUUGCUGCUGUCCCAGAGGUUGAUGGAUGGGACCAGGCUCCAAAACUGCUCAGAUUCUAUGUUCACUUUUAUAGUUUUACAGUAUUGGCAUUAAUAAAGUUUUGUACUAAACUGAAA
Molecule: messenger RNA, 2643 nt
Organism: Rhea pennata
Lineage: Eukaryota; Metazoa; Chordata; Aves; Rheiformes; Rheidae
Gene: DDB2
Product: damage specific DNA binding protein 2
Exons: 11
Coding region: 140-1669 (509 amino acids)
Biological process (GO): response to UV; DNA repair
Cellular component (GO): nucleus; Cul4-RING E3 ubiquitin ligase complex
Molecular function (GO): damaged DNA binding; protein binding
Source: RefSeq, a predicted model, not a curated record